Gadus chalcogrammus (walleye pollock) is the source of this 1186-nucleotide messenger RNA. Its product is annotated as endonuclease domain-containing 1 protein-like. Gene Ontology annotation, molecular function: nucleic acid binding; metal ion binding; hydrolase activity. The record is from RefSeq and is a predicted model, not a curated record. The transcript has 3 exons. The coding region runs from base 85 to 987 and encodes 300 amino acids. Lineage: Eukaryota; Metazoa; Chordata; Actinopteri; Gadiformes; Gadidae.
GGUUCAUACCGCUGACGACUGUUGGACCAUCUCAUUCAGAGAACCCACACCAAAUAUCAACUGGAAUCCCAUCUGCAACAUGUGAUGAUGUCAUCAGUGACUGGUGGCUGUCCAUUGGCUCUUGUCAUUCUGCUUCUCGUGUCCACGGAGCCUACAGCAACUGCGGUAGUGAAGACAGUCAGAGACUGUGUGGAAUUCUUCCUGGAUGGAAAGCCACCAAAAAUAGAAAACGUGUUGGAGCAGGGAAACAUUCAGGACCAGGAUCGCUACUUGCCCAUAUGCCAGACAUAUAACCAUCAAAAUAGGUUCAUGACGCUCUAUGACAAAGUGAAGCAGAUCCCAGUGUUUUCUGCAUAUAAAUACACAGGGCACGAAAAAGGGAGAUGCCAAGACAAAUGGAAGCUUGAGCCGGGGCUUGAUGCCAAAUACCAGUCUGCAGAAAAGGACUACCAGGGACAGGGUAGUUCGUAUCAUAGAGGCCAUUUGUUUCCAUGUUUUCAUGCAAACAGCGAAGAUGAUCAGAAAUCCACAUUCAUGGUGACUAAUAGAGUUCCACAAGAUCCCUCAUUCAAUAUCGGAGGAUGGAAGCAAAUGGAGAAUCGUGUCAAACGUGUGAUGGAUAAAUACUGUUUAGACCAAAACAAUAAGCUUGAGGCAUUUGUUUUGACUGGAGCAUUUCCCAGUGAUGAAAAUAUGCCAAACACCAAGGUCAAUAUUCCAAAAACUCUCUGGACAGCAUUUUGCUGCUAUAGCAAAGUUCUGCAUAUGUGGUUUGCAUGCGCACACUGGGGUGCCAACGUUAAGGGAAGAUUGGAGGCCAAAACUGUGGCAGACUUGAAUUUAAGUUUGGGAGUCGAUCCCUUUCCUGAUAAAUGUCUCCACACUACAGAUAGUGAGUUGCGUACUGUGUUUAGCAGUAGGCCUAUAAGUCCUUCCUCAAAGACUCCUGUCCGCAAGAAGGCAGGCAAACGGCCACGCAAACUGUAACAGAGCUAACAGAGUCUGUGCAUCAACACCCUAAACAGUCGGCCGCUUGCUUCAAAGACGUAAUUACUUGGUGUUGUAUUGGAUAGUAGGCUCUUUCUAUUUUAGGACAGUACUACCAAGUCUUCUUCUGGCUCUCUCUGAAUGAAUAUUUUCAUCUUUCAGCCCACAUCUUUGCAUGAAAGUACUUUUGUAAAAAUAA